ACACCAGAACCAAUUUACAUGUUAUGAACUUGCAGACAAGCGCUUAAUGGAUAUGUAUCAUCAGCUUUUCUCACUUAUAAGGAAGUAAACUCUUAAUGCAUGUACAUUUUGAAAAGACGCAAGCAUCGCAAUGCCAAGACCUUCGCUUCUCACUCUGAUGUUGGCCAGUUCUCUGACCUCUGUAACUGGAGGUUAUAGUAUCAGGCUGGUGAAUGGUAAUAAUGACUGCUCUGGAAGAGUUGAGAUCCUUUAUAAUGGCCAGUGGGGGACAGUGUGUGAUGACGACUGGGACAUGAAUGAUGCUGCUGUGGUGUGCAGACAGUUGCGAUGUGGAAGAGCUGUGAGUGCAUAUAGCAGUGCUCAUUUUGGCCAGGGAAGUGGUCAGAUCUGGUUGGAUGAUGUAGGAUGUUCAGGAAGUGAAUCAUCGCUCACACAGUGCCCACAUCGUCCUAUUGGAACACAUAACUGUGGUCAUUCUGAAGAUGCAGGUGUCGUCUGCUCAGUGAACUUGCAACAGCCCAACAUUUCCCACAGUGCUCCUGAUGGACAGUUUGUCAUGGAGUCUAAGGGGCUAGUGAUCACCAGGGGCCACAGUUUCACUAUCAUCUGUUCCACUGAAUCUCAGUAUUCUGGAGGCUCUUUUCACCUGUUCAGAGGGUCAAACAUCACCAGGAGUGAGUCAGCUGUCAAUCACUCCUCCUCCUUCUCCUUUCCUGAGGCAGAUUAUUCACAUGAGGGAACAUACAGUUGUGUUUAUGAAGUCAGUGUCUCCUCACGCUCCUUCCGUUCAUCUGCCUCUGAACUGCUGCUCAUCACUAUCACAGAUCUGAGAUUGGUCAAUGGUUCUGAAUUAUGCUGUGGAAGAGUGGAGAUCCGUUAUAAUGGCCAGUGGGGAACCGUGUGUGAUGAUAACUGGGACAUGAAUGAUGCUGCUGUGGUGUGCAGACAGUUACAGUGUGGAUCCGCCAUCAGUGCACCUCGAAGUGCCGCUUUUGGUCAAGGCAGUGGAUCAGUCUGGCUGGAUGAUGUUGGAUGCUCAGGAAGUGAAAGAACCCUCACACAAUGUUCACACAGUGGAUUAGGAAGACAUAACUGUAAUCAUGGUAAAGAUGCUGGUGUUGUUUGUUUAGGUGAGCUGCAGAUGCCGACCCUUUCCCUGACCUCCACACAUGCAGUUGUUUCUCAUGGAGAAAAUAUCCAGUUCAGAUGCACAAUACCUAAACCAAGAUGCAAUGUUAAUGCUGAAUUCCAGCUCUUCGGAAAUGGUUUUUCUGUAUCCUCCCAGACACAUGUAUCUAGUGUGACUUUCAACCAUAAAUUAGACGUUUCACAUCAAGGCAGCUACAGCUGUCAAUACUCCUACCAAAACAACAUCAAGUCACCUUAUAGCAACACUGUUAAUAUCACUGUGGUGAACUUGCAGCGACCCAGCAUUUCCCACAGUGCUCCUGAUGGACAGUUUGUUGUGGGGUCUCAGGGGCCAGUGAUCACCAGGGGCCACAGUUUCACUAUCAUCUGUUCCACUGAAUCUCAGUAUCCUGGAGGCUCUUUUCACCUGUUCAGAGGCCCAAACAUCACCAGGAGUGAGUCAGCUGUCAAUCAUUCCUCCUCCUUCUCCUUUCCUGAGGCAGAUUAUUCACAUGAGGGAACAUACAGUUGUGUUUAUGAAGUCAGUGUCUCCUCACGCUCCUUCCGUUCAUCUGCCUCUAAACUGCUGCUCAUCACUAUCACAGAUCUGAGAUUGGUCAAUAGUUCUGAAUUAUGCUGUGGAAGAGUGGAGAUCCGUUUUAAAGGCCAGUGGGGAACCGUGUGUGAUGAUAACUGGGACAUGAAUGAUGCUGCUGUGGUGUGCAGACAGUUACAGUGUGGAUCAGCCAUCAGUGCACCUCAUAGUGCCGCUUUUGGUCAAGGCAGUGGAUCGAUCUGGCUGGAUGAUGUUGGAUGCUCAGGAAGUGAAGGAACCCUUACACAAUGUUCACACAGUGGAUUAGGAAAACAUGACUGUAAUCAUGGUGAAGAUGCUGGUGUUGUUUGUUUGGUACAGCACUCUCAGUUUGAAAGACAGCAGAAUUCAUCUGUUGUGCAGCGCAUCUUUUUCCAGAAAGGACAAGUAGCCCAGAUGAACUUGGAAAAGAAAAAGUCUCAGCGCUUUGUUUACGGUGAUGUGGGCGGUUACGUUUGGCGCGCGCCCUCACGUGGCGAUUACACUAUGAAAAGCGAAAGCAUCUCGUGA
Molecule: messenger RNA, 2233 nt
Organism: Labeo rohita (rohu)
Lineage: Eukaryota; Metazoa; Chordata; Actinopteri; Cypriniformes; Cyprinidae
Product: deleted in malignant brain tumors 1 protein
Exons: 11
Coding region: 131-2233 (700 amino acids)
Cellular component (GO): membrane
Source: RefSeq, a predicted model, not a curated record